CCGGCGAAACGCGGCGCAGAGAUGGUCUUCAUUCCGCAGCUUCCGAAGUUUUCUCUUCCUAAAUUCUUUGCGCUUGGAGACGGGUGGCAGAGAAUUUAAUUUUGAAUCUCGGUAACGGAUUGGUCCGCUAAGAUUCAUCGUGGAACUCAUACGGGGCGUUCUAAGGGUGCCGAAAAAAUGUUAUGGUGAAGUGAUGGGGAAACAUAACAGUAAACUCAGUCGUGAAGAGCUCGAAGAACUUGAAGAACUGACAAACUUUAAUGCAAAGCAACUAAGGCAAUGGUACAAAGAUUUUAUUCAGGAUUGUCCAUCCGGAUAUAUGACAAAAGAAGAAUUCAAACACAUUUAUGGCCAGUUUUUCCCGUCUGGUGAUCCAACUCGUUUUGUAGAUUACGUCUUCAAUGUUUUCGACAUCGAUAAGAAUGGUGUGAUAACAUUUAAAGAAUUCAUAUUAGCCAUAUCCAUCACAACGAGAGGUACAAUUGAAGAAAAACUCAAUUGGGCUUUCAGUUUAUACGACUUUGACAGUGAUGGAUAUGUAACGAGAGACGAAAUGCUGGAUAUUGUACGAGCCAUCCACAGAAUGCAUGGAAAGGAAGGUGACACAGCAGAAAGGGAUGCAGCGCAGCAACGAGUAGACCAACUCUUUACAAAGCUUGAUACUGACAAAGAUGGGAAACUGAGCCGAGAAGAAUUUUGCAAAGGAUUUAAGAACGAUACCUGGAUAAUUAAAGCUUUGUUGAUGAGAUCUCCUCUAGCCAGUAGUUCAACUCCUUCCUUAGCUCCUGCAAGUAGUGAAACCGAGGUUAGCAGAAGAUCAUCGACUUGUACAGCAUCCAUCGGUAAUGGUCUGCAUUAAACGAACAGCCUUAUAUUGGAAAUUCUAUGAAUUUCAAUUGAUUUACUACUAACCACGAGAUAAUUGAUUAACGCACCAAGUUCAUGUACUGACCACAAGAAAAGAUAAUUAGAAAAGAUGUAAUAUUUUGAAGAUAUCUGAAAAACUGAAGGCUUUAGCAUUAUUUAACUUUAUCUUCUUGCCUUAAAUACAGCGAUGUAUUAUUUUUUUAAACAUACACUUCUUCCUUCACAAAUACGCAAUUUAACCAUCUUCACUGUUCAAGUUCAUUUUUUCUAUUGGAUUGUUCAGAUUGUUCAUUCCAUUCCUAUCACUUUCAUUAACCAAGCAAUCAUUUUGAUGUUAUUCAUUGGGAAAUCUUAAAAUUAAUGCGUGCACGCAGGAAAAUUUAUCUUAAAAUUAACAAUUAGAAAGAAAUAGUUUUUCUAUGAAUCAUAAUAAAAUGUAUAUCGUAAGUAAUUAAUAAAAAUCUUUAAUAAACUAAUUUCGAAAGAGUAUUAAUAAAUGUAGUUUUCGUAGAAUUUUUUCCUUCAAAAAGUACAAAACUGCUGUUUCGCAAAAAAGAUAGCGAUAUGAAAAAAUAUCAAUGAGACAUAGUAGUACAUGAAAUAAUUUUACUAUCCAUUAAGUUAUUGAUUAAAAUCGAGUGUAUUUAAUUACAAAUGUCAGAAAUUUACUGACUGAUUAAUAAUUAAAUACAUUCAAUUUUAAGUCAGAAGCCUCUUUUAAUGCUGCAUUUACACUUAGUUUAAACAUUUUAAUGGUCUCAAAAUUUCUAAAUAAGGGUCGCAAAGAGCUUUCAUACACAAGCAAAAAAAAAGGGGGGAGCAGAAUUGAAUACGUUCAAUUUCCUUCACGGGUAUUUGAAAACGUUCUUUCGCGAAUGCUAGAUAUCUGAUGUUACGUUCCUUUCUGACGGCGUAUAAUGUAUUUCAGUUUAUUUUUAUUGUUGUAAGUAGCCAAAUUAUUUUUCUACAAAUUGUGGCAAAAGGAAUCUCAGGCGUCGUUAGAUGUAAUAUGGUUAUCACAUCUAACGAAGCCUGAGAUCAGGAGAAACUUUUCCGAGAAACAAGAUUCUCAUUCUUCUACCAUUGGAAGAUUCCUAGACGGAACAUGUUUGACUGGAACUGAUAUCCGGCUAGCUAGGCGGGACUUUGCAUCAGAGAUGCAAAUGUUUCGUUUAAAGCUGUGUUUCUUGUAGGUUUCCUACAAAGCACAGAAUUUCGUAUAAGUCAACCAGAUAUUUAGAAAGCCAAAAUUUCCGGGAUAGGAAGUAGAUGUGACGCUGGCUUAAGUCGUAUGGCUGUUAUGACUAUAAUCUACGACUUUAAGAUAAACGUUUCAAUGCCUUUCUGACCAUCCUCAUUACCGAUCGUAAUACGUUAUUUCUGCACAGCACUUAUUUUCUCCACAUUAUUUGAAACUGUAAUAAAAUAAGAAACUUUUCGUGAAGUGAAACGCAGUAAACGGAAAUAAUGUGAGAAAGAAACAAUUAGGGAAAUCCAACUUCUGUCGCAGUGGUCGUUACCAUAAUUAUGAGAAGAAAAUAACUCUGGGCCGAAGAAAAUAACUCUGAAGUGUCUAUUUUAAAGUAACAGAAUAUAACAUAGUCGCUUUGAAUAUAGGACAAUAGGGAAUCCCAAGAUUACUCAGUUGAUGAAAUGGUAGAUUUGCCUUGUCUUUAAGUUAAACCUUUGGACUAUUCACUGUACAAACUUACUCCUCAGUUCAAAAUUCAAAAACAUGUUAGAAGGGAUGUUUUGCUUCGCCAUUUGGGGAAUAGUGUGAAAGCAGCGUAUAAGAGCCUGCUUCGUCAAAAACAUUUAAAGUCGGAAUUAAAUAUAAAUUAGACACUUUUACAUCAUUACUUUCCUUUUCUACCAUUGAUCUUGAUCAAGCUUUUUUAUUGUGAUGAUAAACUUUAUUUAUGUAUUUUAUUAAUGUAUUGUUAAGUUUAUUGUGAGUUACACUGCUGUUUUAUUUAUUAUUAUUUUUUUAAUGUUUCCUUACGACAUCAAAUUGCAUAUAUAAAUUUUUUCCUUGUUGUAUAUUUAGUUUAUUCUCAAUCUAAGCUUUAUAUUAAUAAAUUUCUUCUUUUUUAUUAAA
Messenger RNA from Stegodyphus dumicola, 2965 nucleotides. RefSeq lists its product as uncharacterized. The record is from RefSeq and is a predicted model, not a curated record. Lineage: Eukaryota; Metazoa; Arthropoda; Arachnida; Araneae; Eresidae. Gene Ontology annotation, molecular function: calcium sensitive guanylate cyclase activator activity; calcium ion binding.